AUUCAGUCUUUGGUGUGGUGUUUAUUCCUUGGCUGGAUUGUAGCGCAGCCCAUGCAAUCGAACAUCACUUCCGAUCUGAAGUUCUUGUUUCGCGGAUAUCCUUUCCCGCGUUCUGCAGAUCUUGUUCAGCGUGCUCAAGAACAAGUAUGGAUACCGACAAAAGCUAAUGCCCCUCAGCUGUGCAGUGUGUCCAACCAGUUCCUCUGUCUAGACAAUCGGUGCGUCUCUGAAUACUGGAUGUGUGAUGCCACUGACGAAUCUCUUCCUAAAUUAGGCGCAGAGGACGCGGCACCCUGGAAGAAGCGGAGGCUCGUGUUCCACGUCAUCGUGGGAAUGGGUGGAAUAUUUCUUGUGAUUUUGCUGUUCUUAACCUGCCUCUGUUCCUUCGACGACGAAACCCUCUACAGACUAAGUCAAAGAGAAUCUUUCUCCACUAAACGAAACACUGUUGUUCACAAGAAAUCAAAAAGCGGUGUAGAGUCCUCGCCCCUUCUCUCCGCCUCCACAAACUCCAGGAUGCAGGAGACUGUGUGAUUGCUCAAAUUAUUGUCGAAACUUUCCGGAAAAUGUUAAUAAAGCUUCCCUCUGUUGCU
Uloborus diversus is the source of this 593-nucleotide messenger RNA. RefSeq lists its product as uncharacterized. The record is from RefSeq and is a predicted model, not a curated record. NCBI's taxonomy places the organism in Eukaryota, Metazoa, Arthropoda, Arachnida, Araneae, Uloboridae. The transcript has 5 exons. Bases 52 to 534 code for a protein of 160 amino acids. Gene Ontology annotation, molecular function: protein binding.